Molecule: messenger RNA, 1586 nt
Organism: Helianthus annuus (common sunflower)
Lineage: Eukaryota; Viridiplantae; Streptophyta; Magnoliopsida; Asterales; Asteraceae
Product: transcription factor GTE6
Exons: 8
Coding region: 209-1354 (381 amino acids)
Molecular function (GO): protein binding
Source: RefSeq, a predicted model, not a curated record
AAAAAAAAAUCACUGUAUUUCUCUCUCUCCCUCACAUGCUUCCAAACCCUCACUCUCUCUCUAAACUUUCUCUCUCUAGAAUCACCACCAGCAUCAACGGCAACACACCGACUGCGUACUCACCGGACCUCCGUCUGCCGGAAAAUCAACCGAUCCACUCUUCUCCUUACAACCGCCUCCAUACAACCGAUCGAAACUCAAAACUUCAAUGGAAACACUGGACGCACCUGUUCCAGAGGUUCGAAGCGAAUCAGAACCAGCGCUUGUGGAGGAAUUAGGUCAAAAUGCUGAUGAAAUCGUCGUGAAAGUUGAUGAGCUUGAGAAAAGAUUGAAUGAAGUUGAGCAGUUCUACUCAAAGACAAAUAAAAAGCAGUCCAACGCUUCUAAAGGUAGUUCAGCUGGGAAAGAUAAUGAUAAAGAUAAACAAUUACCUAGCUUUAAAAGGCGACAGCUGGAUGCAUCACGCAGAGAAGCAGCUGCUGCAAAGAGAAUGCAAGAUCUUAUGCGCCAACUUUCUGCAAUACUACGUCAGCACAUCAUGGGGCACAAAUGGGCUGGACCAUUCAUGCAACCUGUGGACGUUGUAGGGCUUGGAUUGCAUGAUUAUUAUGAGAUAAUUGAAAAGCCAAUGGACUUCAGUACAAUCAAGAACAAAAUGGAAGCAAAAGAUGGCAGUGGGUAUAAAAACGUUCGAGAAAUAUGUGCAGAUGUGAGAUUAAUUUUUAAAAACGCCAUGAAGUAUAACGAUGAGAGAAACGAUGUUCAUGUCAUGGCCAAGACUUUGUUAGCAAAAUUUGAGGAGAAAUGGCUGCUGCUUUUGCCAAAAGUUGACGAAGAGGAAGAAAGAAGAAAAAAAGAGGAAGCAGAGGCUCAACUAGAUAUUCAGCUUGCUCAGGAGGUUUCUCACGCUAAAAUGGCUAAAGAAUUGAAUACCGAACUUGACGUGAUUGGCAAACGUCUUGAGAAAAUGAGAGAAACGGUGCUUCGAAAUUGCAGAGUGCGUUUCAGGAAAAUGUCUACAGAAGAGAAGAAAGCGCUGAUGACAGUUCUGACACAGUUAUCUCCCGAUGAUCUGAACAAGGCGCUAUUAAUUGUUGCCGAGAAUAACCCCAGCUUUCAAGCAACUGGUCAGGAGGUUGACCUUGAUAUCGAUGCACAGAGUGAGUCGACGUUGUGGAAGUUAAAGUUCUUUGUGAAAGACCUACUUCAGAGUCAAGGAAAGAGUCCGACAAGCAUCGGUGGUAACACCACUACCACCACCGUCAACCACAACAAUAAUCAAAAUAAGCGGAAACGAGAGACCAAUGAUGCACCCGCAAAGCCUUCCCAGAAAAAGAAUAAAAAGCCUUCUUAACGCUUUUGUUUCUUGGUUAAAUCUGUGAUUAUGUUAAUAAUACAUCUCUGUUGACAUCAUAAUCAAGGUUAGCUCAGCUGAAUCCGUACCAAUUUGUUUGUUUAAGUAACAUCUAGUGGAAACUUCUCGGUAUUGGAGUCGUUUGUUCCAAUGGAUAUUUUUGACUAUGCUUAGGUUGGAUAUGCCAGUUUUAAUCGUUUAUACAAUCGGUCAGGAUUUUCCGGGUUUUUUU